CUUCACAGCAGAACUAAACAUGUUUACAGCCUGAUACACAAACUGAUUGCGUUAUUAGGGGCGUGGCCGCUGUGACUGAUAGGUGGAUGGUGACACAGGCACUGAAAUGUUCUGGGUGGUCCCAGAAACCAGGAUGAAUCUUUCUUGUCAUUACACUGAGGUACAGUUCAUUUCUGUUCAGUGAUAAAUCAGAUGAAAUGUGGAAUGAGGUGUUAACGUGGCUUCCUUCACAGAUUCCUACGCAAACGUUCAGCCUCAUCUCGGGGGUUUAGUCAUCUUCUUCUUGCUCGAUUAGGAUUUUAUUUUGAAGGUGCUGACAGGAAGUGGUUCUUCCUCCCCGCAGCUUGACGGUGGGAACCGCGAGGAGCUCGAUGGUGACUGUGCACGUCGCUGUGUGAAUGACAGAGGAUGCAUGGAGGUCUCCGGCAGCUGGCAGCCACAGAUCCGUGUCCUCCUCGGUGCAGCAGCGGCGGCAGCGGGCGUCCUCUCCGCGGGCUCUUCCACCUGAGCCAGCGGCAUCAUGGGAAGCUCCUCCUCCUCCCUCGUUGACGAGGCGGAGGACGAUGCGGCGCCCCGGGGUGCAGCUCUGCCUCCCUCCCCCAUCAUGGGAUGCCUGAGGAGCAGCCAAAGCACAUUCCUCCCCCGGCAGCUUCCCAGACCGGGCCGGCACAGGGAGCGCAGUUUCUCCUCUGGAUCGAUGCCCAUCCAGAGGAGUCAGUGGGCGUGCGGCUGCUGCACUUUCCUCAACGCCGCCGGCGCCCCCCGCUGCUCCAUCUGUGAAGCUCCUCGGCAGGGACCCGAUGCCCGGUGGAUGUGGCCGGGAGUGAGCAGAGAGGACGACGGGUGGGUAUGCCCAUGCUGCACGCUGGCGAACCCCCCUGACAGCCUGGCUUGCUCCCUCUGUGGCUACGCCAAGGCGUCUGCGGAAGCCCAGCCCCGGCCUCAGCGCUCCAGCAGCUGCUCCGGCCCCCUCAGGACGUCCUGGAUGGAGACGUGCCAACUGCAGAGCAAGAAGCAGCCCGGAGACACUGACAAAAGCAGCCUGGCGUGGGAGUGCUCGAGGUGCACGUUGCAGAACACGCCCACCUCUAUGUCCUGCUCGGCCUGCGGUGGACCCCGCAAACUGUCCCUCCCUCAGAUCCCGGCCGAGGCGCUCCUCAUGCCCGACGUCUGCGAGGAUCCCGGAGCACGGCGGGCUGAACCUUCAGCGGCGGCACUCUCGCUAUCGAUAUCCACCCGAGGAGAGAGUUUACCUGCAGAAGCUUCGCAUCCGAACACCUCCUCCUCCGUGCUGACUGCGCCCCCUGCUGGCCACAACAAUCCAGUGCCCUGCAGCCGCAGAGAGGUUCCCCCUCCAGAUGUUGGCCUCAGCCAGGCUCAGAGCACGUCUUCUCCCUCCACCCUCGCUGUGUCGCAUCCCUCCACUCAGCUGGAGCUGCUGGCCGGCAGGAGACUCAGCAUCCUCAAAGAGGAGAUGUCCCCGCUGUCACCUGCAUCGGACGCCUCCGUGUCGUUUUCGCUCGCUGUCCACAGGAUGGAGGAGUGGGCGUGUCCGGCGUGCACACUCAUCAACCGGCUGGAGUCCAAACACUGCCAGGCCUGCCACACCCCUCAGCAGCUGAAAGCGGCGUUGUUCCCGAGGAGGAAGGAGAGCCGGCUGGUGGAGGCGCUGCGGCAGAGCGACGAGGGCGCGGCCAAAGAGCUGUGGGAGAACAUCGUCAGCUUCUGCAGAGAGAACGCGGUGACGUUUGUGGACGACAGUUUCCCUCCUGGUCCAAAGUCCGUCGGCUUCCCGUGCGACGACAGCGUCCAGCAUCGGGUCAAGAAGUGGCUUCGUCCACAGGAAAUCAGCUGCACCACCUUCAAAGACCGCGGCGUGAAGUGGACUGUUUUCCGCACGCUGCGUCCGUCCGACAUCCUGCAGGGGCUUCUGGGUAACUGCUGGUUCCUGAGCGCCUUGGCUGUUCUGGCGGAGCGGCCGGAGCUGGUGGAGAAGGUGAUGGUGACCCGCUCGCUGUGUGCAGAGGGAGCCUAUCAGGUGCGUCUGUGCAAAGACGGCUCGUGGACGACGGUGCUGGUGGACGACAUGCUGCCGUGCGACGAGAGCGGCCACCUCCUCUUCUCUCAGGCCCAGAGGAAGCAGCUGUGGGUGGCUCUGAUUGAAAAGGCUCUGGCUAAGCUCCACGGUUCCUACUUUGCUUUGCAAGCCGGCCGCGCCAUCGAGGGCCUCUCCACCCUGACCGGGGCGCCCUGCGAGUCGUUGGCCCUCCAGGUCAGUGCCACCAACCCCAAAGAGGAGCCCAUCGACACGGACCUGAUCUGGGCCAAGAUGCUGAGCUCCAAAGAGGCUGGGUUCCUGAUGGGGGCAUCCUGCGGAGGAGGUAACAUGAAGGUGGACGACACGGAGUACGAGUCUCUGGGUUUACGUCCGCGCCACGCGUACUCUGUGCUCGAUGUGCGGGACGUCGACGGCCACAGGUUACUGCAGCUGAGGAACCCGUGGGGUCGCUUCUCCUGGACCGGAGCCUGGGCGGACGACUGGCCAGACUGGCCUCCGCAGCUGAAGAGGGAGCUGUGUGCCCAGCGAGCUGAGGACGGCCUGUUCUGGAUGGACUUCUGGGAUUUUACCAGGUACUUCGACUCCGUGGACAUCUGUAAGAUUCACUCAGACUGGCAGGAGGUUCGAGUCCCCGGCGUUUUCCCCCGAGCCGCCGACGUCCCCGUGUCGGUGGUGUCGAUCACGGUGCUGGAGAGGACGGCCAUGGAGCUGGCAUUAUUCCAGCAGGGCAGCAGGCGCUGGGACACGGCGGAGAGCCACCUGCUGGAUCUGUGCGUGCUGGUGUUUCGGGUCGCCUACGACAGCGCCGGCACGCUGACGCUGGGCCGCCUGCUGGCGCACAGCCGCCGCUCGGUGAGGAGGUUCGUGGGCUGCGACGUCAUGCUGGAGCCGGGCGAGUACGCCGUCCUCUGCUGCGCUUUUAACCACUGGCACAGCUGUGUCACCGAGGUCGGAGUGAGCGGCGGCAGGUCGGAGGCGCCUGGCUACGUCCUGGCGGUGUACAGCUCCAGACUGGUGAUGGUGGAGCAAGUGACAGCCUCCAGCACCACCAUCGCCGACGCCAUCAUCCAGCUGGCAGAAACCAAAGGCGAGCGACACGAGGGUCGGGAGGGGAUGACCUGUUACUACCUGACCCACGGCUGGGCGGGGCUUAUCGUCAUGGUGGAGAACAGGCACCCGAGGCAUCACCUGCACGUGUCCUGCGACUGCAGCGACAGCUUCAACGUGGUGUCGACGCGCAGCAGCCUGAAAACCAUCGACAGCAUCCCUCCUCUGCACAGACAGGUGCUUGUGGUUUUGUCUCAGCUGGAGGGGAACGCUGGGUUCUCCAUCACGCACAGACUGGCUCACCGGAAGGCCGUCCAGGCUUCUCUGGGGAACUGGAGCCCCUCGAAGGCGACGCACAGUCCGGCUCUGAGCCCCGAGACCGCAGGUCUGCACCGGCCUCGGCCGCUAUGACGAACCGGGAGGAAGCGUGCCGAUGGACGCGGGAACUCAUCGGACCGCUGCCUUGAUAGAGAACAGGGUUAUUUCCCACAGACACCGGACUGAGUCUGUCAGAGUCAGAGCUCGUCAUCAGCAGACGUUAUCAAAGUGAGGCUGAAAGAAAACAGGGUUAACAUCAGAAAACACUUUAAUUCUCCUUAAAUCUGAGUUUAAACCAAUCUGAGAUUACUUUCAACUGAAUUUAAUUAAGAUGAAAUAAAUUUUCUAAGAACUGUUUAAGGACCAGAGUUCACAUAUCAUCCGUCAUCACCAGAAUAACACGCCACGUCUGAUUGGACGACACGAACAGAGACGGCGAUGCGUCACGCUGCAACAUGACGGUCCGUCACAGCGUGGACUCUCCUGAAGGACGAGCUCAAUAAUUCAGUUUUGCUUUCAUACAGAUGUGGAACAGAUGUUGGGAAGUUCAGGCAUCAUGUUGCUGUUAAUUCCAGCUGUUGGUUUGAAAUGGAAGCAGCCCUCUCAUUGGCUGUCUGGUGUUAACAUUUGGUAAAAGGAUGAGUAUUUACUCUUUACUCUACAGCAGGGCUCCCCAACUCCAGGCCUCGAGGGCCGGUGUCCUGCAGGUUUUAGAUGUGUCCUUGAUCCA
Oreochromis aureus is the source of this 4154-nucleotide messenger RNA. Its product is annotated as calpain-15-like. The record is from RefSeq and is a predicted model, not a curated record. The transcript is spliced from 13 exons. Gene Ontology annotation, cellular component: cytoplasm. Lineage: Eukaryota; Metazoa; Chordata; Actinopteri; Cichliformes; Cichlidae. Gene Ontology annotation, biological process: proteolysis. Gene Ontology annotation, molecular function: calcium-dependent cysteine-type endopeptidase activity. Bases 521 to 3517 code for a protein of 998 amino acids.